AUGAGCCCAGCCGCUACUGUAAACAAAGAAAAGAUCUUAGCUGUCCUCUAUUCAGCAGGAAAGUAUGCCAAAGAACAACCAAAGUUGCUUGGUACCAUCGAAAACAAACUUGGUAUUAAAGAAUGGCUUGAAUCGCAAGGUCAUGAAUAUAUCGUCACAGACGAUAAGGAGGGUCCUGACUCGGAAUUCCAAAAGCAUAUCAAGGAUGCUACUUGCGUUAUCACCACUCCUUUCCACCCGGCUUAUCUCACUAGGGAUAUCAUGAACAAGGCUGAGAAACUCAAAAUUGCCAUCACCGCUGGUGUUGGUUCAGACCACAUCGAUUUGAACGCCGCCAACGAACGUAAGAUUACCGUCGCUGAAGUUACUGGUAGUAAUGUUGUUGCUGUUGCUGAACACGUUAUCAUGACUAUCCUUAACUUGGUUAGAAACUUUGUUCCAGCACAUGAACAAAUUAUGAGAGGUGAAUGGAAUGUUGCUCAAGUUGCACGUAACUCUUAUGACGUUGAAAAUAAAGUUAUUGGUACUUUGGGUGCUGGUCGUAUUGGUUACAGAGUUUUGGAGCGUUUGCAACCAUUUGACCCUAAGGAGUUACUCUACUACGAUUACCAAGCACUUCCAGAAGCUGCUGCUAAUAAGGUCGGCACUAGACGUGUUGAAGACUUAAAGGAGUUCCUUGGUCAAUUGGAUAUCCUCACUAUCAACGCACCACUCCACGAAGGUACCUACCACCUCAUCAACAAGGAAACACUUGGCUAUAUGAAACCAGGUGCAUGGAUUGUCAACACCGCCAGAGGUGCUAUCUGUGAUGCUCAAGCUAUCAAGGACGCUCUUGCAUCAGGCCAUCUCAACGGUUAUGGUGGUGAUGUCUGGGACCAACAACCAGCUCCUGCAAAUCACCCAUUGCGUUCUGCUAUCAACAACAUGGGUGGCGGUAACGCAAUGACUGCUCACAUUUCUGGUACUUCCCUCGACUCACAAGAAAGAUACGCUAGGGGUGUAAAGGAGAUCCUCGAUAACUACUUCAACAACAGGGAGCAAACUUUAGCAAACUUGAUCGUUAUUGACGGUCAAUAUGCUUCUAAGGCUUAUGGCCAACGUUAA
This is a messenger RNA of Wallemia mellicola CBS 633.66, 1104 nucleotides long. Its product is annotated as NAD-dependent formate dehydrogenase. Gene Ontology annotation, molecular function: formate dehydrogenase (NAD+) activity; NAD binding; oxidoreductase activity, acting on the CH-OH group of donors, NAD or NADP as acceptor. Bases 1 to 1104 code for a protein of 367 amino acids. Gene Ontology annotation, cellular component: cytosol. The record is from RefSeq and is a predicted model, not a curated record. The transcript has 3 exons. Lineage: Eukaryota; Fungi; Basidiomycota; Wallemiomycetes; Wallemiales; Wallemiaceae.